AUGUACUCUUGUAGGGCCUGUUUUGAUGAGCUCCAGAUGAGGACUGUGAUGGUGUGGCUGGUGCUGGACUACAUCUGUGAUGGAGUCUAUAUCUUGGAUAUAGCUGUUCGUCUCCACACAGGUUUUUUGGAUCAAGGCUUGAUGGUAAAAGACAUGCAGCGUCUGAGAGAAUCCUACAUUCAAACCUUGCAUUGUAAGCUUGACAUUUGCUCCAUCCUCCCAACCGACCUCCUGUACCUGGCUGUUGGAAUGAGCUAUACUCCUCUUCUUCGAUUCAACCGCCUGCUGCGUCUGUCACGUCUGUUUGAGUGGUUUGAACGUACAGAAACACGAACGGGCUACCCCAACGCUUUCCGCAUCUGUAAGCUGGUUCUGUACAUCCUGGUGAUCAUCCACUGGAACGCCUGUGGAUACUACAGCUUUUCCAAGGUCCUUGGACUGGGAUCUGACUCUUGGGUUUAUCCCAAUGCAUCUGAUCCGGAGUUUGGCACCCUGACCAGAAGUUACAUAUACUGUCUCUACUGGUCCACUCUGACCCUGACCACCAUUGGAGAGACUCCUCCUCCAGUUAGAGAUGAGGAAUAUUUGUUUCUGAUUUUUGACUUUCUGGUUGGUGUUCUGAUUUUUGCCUCCAUUGUGGGUAAUGUUGGAGCCAUGAUCUCCAAUAUGAACGCCACAAGAGCAGCCUUUCAGAGCCGCGUUGACACCUUGAAACACUACAUGCAAUUCAGGCAUGUAAGCAAGGUGCUAGAGCAGCGCGUCAUUCGUUGGUUUGACUACCUCUGGACCAAUCAAAAGACAAUAGAUGAACAGGAAGUGCUGCGCAGCCUGCCCAAUAAACUGAGAGCUGAGAUUGCUAUUAAUGUUCACCUGGACACACUGAAGAAGGUGCGCAUUUUCCAAGACUGUGAGGCAGGUCUCCUCGUAGAACUGGUUUUAAAACUUCGACCGCAGGUUUUCAGUCCUGGAGACUACAUCUGUAGGAAG
Molecule: messenger RNA, 987 nt
Organism: Notothenia coriiceps (black rockcod)
Lineage: Eukaryota; Metazoa; Chordata; Actinopteri; Perciformes; Nototheniidae
Product: cyclic nucleotide-gated olfactory channel-like
Exons: 4
Biological process (GO): monoatomic cation transmembrane transport
Cellular component (GO): plasma membrane; intracellular cyclic nucleotide activated cation channel complex
Molecular function (GO): cGMP binding; protein-containing complex binding; intracellularly cAMP-activated cation channel activity
Source: RefSeq, a predicted model, not a curated record